UAACACUCCCGACGUAGCCAGUGGAUGCGGCAGAUAAAACCAGCUACAGGGGCGCUCCAGACAACAAGGCGCUCGCCCAGCGAAAGUCGGCACGGAAGAGACGCCCUCGAGACCGCAGCGAAGCGUAAAACUAAAAGGGAGGCUUUGCUGUGACUGCGAGACUGCUAUGUCUACGAGUCUGCUUUGUCUACGAGAUCCCCUUUCCGCUCGCACAACCACCAACGACGCACCGUGUCCCCGUCGGCGGCUGCGGAGAGACACAGGUAGCAGGCGCCGAACAGAGAGCAACCCGAGACGACUUCAGACCGGGCUGCGCGCGAGUCCCUCUGAAAUAAACUCAGUUCCUUGGCAGGAAUGCAUUUUAUUGCGGUUGCCACUGACGUAACACUCACCUAUGCUGCUGAGCGUGAGGUGAGCCGAGGACUUUGUAGCCGAUAUGAUGCGUGGUUUGUCGUUGCUAUACCAGCUAACGUCGAACCGUGAAGACUGGAGCGAUGUCGUCGUCAUGAGGGGCGCACGGGAAGUUCUGAGCGGAGUCAGGUACCCGGAAGAUGCCACCCGGCGGUCUCUGUACGCAUCGUGGCUGAAGGCCCUCGCCUCCACCAGAUGGCAGGAGUCGUUCGACCACCUCAUGCUGGAGUGCGUGGCCGCCACACCAUCGCCGACUGCCCCAUCGAAGCCGCUGUUCGCCAGCAUCUACGGAGACCGGGACGUGGACCUGUGGUUUCUGGGUUUACAACUGCCCGUGCUCAACCUCGCCAAGAUUCCCAAGCUUUUUGCACGAAAACCUGAGGACGUCGAGCCGCUCCCUUCGUCCCCCGGCUUCGUCGACUUCCUCGCCGACCUGAUAAGGAAGAGUCGCAGCUCUCUGGCGGCCCUGAACGAGGCCGGCCUGAUCAUCAGCUUCUACAGCCUGGCGCUGGCGGUUAUCGCUGCCAAGCCCGUGAUAGAAGUGCAGGACUUCUUCCGCACCCGUAUGAAGAGGGCGAUGGCCGCGGCUGUGCCCACAUCGUUCGACGGAGACGUGUUCUGUCCUAGCGCCAGGUUCCUGACGGAACUGGCCUUCAAAACGUACUCUGAAGAUGGUGAGGUGAAGCCGUACAUCGUGCUUCUGGUGCUGGCCCAGUAUGCACACCACGUCAACGCAGCCGAAGCAUCGCCCAGCGCUGACGUGAGGUUCCUGGAGGAAGGUUUUCUGACGCCGGCCAAGUUCGGUCACCUGUACAUAAUACAGCUCCUAUACAUCGUGCAAGAGAAGACUACGCUGAGUGUCAAGGUUCUCAACCGCAUCCUGCGGGAUAGCCAGUCUCGAGAGGUAGAGCGUUCUAGUGAGCGCGUUCGCCAGUUCUUGGCAAACGCUGACGAGCCGAUGCAGCGAACGAGGCCGUGGUGUCGCACAGCCAACUAUUGUUUCUUCCUACACCUCGACUUGUGCGAUCACGUGGACUACGCCAUGAGACUGACGGCGUUCCUGGCGCCCGACCCCAACGACCUGUUGUGGCAGAGGCCGGAGUUUGCCGAUGUGUCAGCGGCACGCAUGAAGGAUGCUCGACUCUGGGCACGCAACUUCAAGCGAGCCUUACGAAAGGGAAAGUACGGUACAGCCCCCACACUGGACCAGUAACGAGCUGGCACGGCUUGAGAAACGCACCGCUAACGCUGUGCGGUCUUUCAGGCAAUCUACGUAUGCACGUCACAAGACUCCCGAGUCAAGCAGCAAGGACAUGCUGGAACAUUCACCUUUACUCCGAGCUCAAUACAGCCGCUAUUGCGAGUCUGGCGAUCAAACCCAUUGCCAAAUGCAGCAUCAAAACAUGCUGGAAUGUUCAGUGUUGCUUCACCUUGUCUCAUGUGCCUUCAUAUAACCCAUAUGUACUUUAUGUAGCGUCAAAAUUCCACUGCCAAGCCCACAUCUGGAGCACACUGUGGGGCCUUUCACCUUGACUGUUCCUUGGGAUCGUUCAGCUGUUUAAAAACAUUUUCUUGCUAUGCCAUACCAGUGCUAAAUUCAUCAUCCAAGAAUACGCCGUAAUAUAUUGUUUCGAAGUUUUUUCUUGCCUCUAGUUUUCAUGAAGCCCUUUUCGGGACUUUCUAUAGCGUUAUCACUCCAGUGCCAACUCCAGCAAAGAGAUAAUGCUGGAAUGUUGGAUCUUUAUACCUUUCAUUUCAUUGAAAAAUACAGUUACUGCGUUUUGUCAAGUUUUUUUUUUUUUUUUUUUUGCAGUGAAUAAACGAAUUCAGAUGUUG
Molecule: messenger RNA, 2247 nt
Organism: Dermacentor andersoni
Lineage: Eukaryota; Metazoa; Arthropoda; Arachnida; Ixodida; Ixodidae
Source: RefSeq, a predicted model, not a curated record